Molecule: messenger RNA, 5200 nt
Organism: Tachysurus vachellii
Lineage: Eukaryota; Metazoa; Chordata; Actinopteri; Siluriformes; Bagridae
Product: delta-type opioid receptor-like
Exons: 3
Coding region: 17-1141 (374 amino acids)
Biological process (GO): neuropeptide signaling pathway; G protein-coupled opioid receptor signaling pathway
Cellular component (GO): membrane; neuron projection
Molecular function (GO): neuropeptide binding; G protein-coupled enkephalin receptor activity
Source: RefSeq, a predicted model, not a curated record
GAGCCACCAUCACAUCAUGGAGCUGUCCACUGCUGCUGAUGCUGACAUUCCCGACCUUUACCCCGUCAUCCCGUACAAUGUCACCUUUCCGGACGAUGUGACAGCCUUCGUUCCGGAUGGACAAAACCAAACUGAACAAAACCCCACGAAAGGAACAGCGGGGAUGAUAAUAGCUGUGUCCAUUACUGCUCUCUACUCCAUCAUCUGCGUCGUGGGACUUCUCGGGAACAUCCUUGUGAUGUAUGGGGUGGUCAGAUACACCAAGAUGAAAACUGCCACAAAUAUCUACAUUUUUAAUCUGGCUUUAGCUGAUGCCUUGGCCACGAGCACACUUCCCUUCCAGAGUGCUAAAUACCUAAUGAACACCUGGCCUUUUGGCGAGCCCCUGUGCAAGCUCGUCAUAGCCAUCGAUUACUACAACAUGUUCACUAGCAUUUUUACGCUGACCAUGAUGAGCGUUGAUCGCUACAUUGCUGUGUGCCACCCAGUCAGGGCGCUCGAGUUCCGAACUCCCGUCAAGGCCAAGUUUAUCAACGUGUGUGUUUGGAUUCUCUCAUCUGCCAUUGGAGUGCCCAUAAUGAUUAUGGCAGUUACCAAGGUUACAGAUCAAGGAAAAACAGUCUGCACUCUGAAGUUUCCAGAUCCUGACUGGUACUGGGACACAGUGACAAAAAUCUGUGUUUUCAUCUUUGCCUUUGUGGUGCCAGUUCUCGUCAUCACAAUCUGCUAUGGGUUGAUGAUCCUUCGCCUUCGCAGUGUUCGGCUUCUCUCUGGUUCCAAGGAGAAGGACAGGAACAUGCGUCGCAUCACUCGCAUGGUGCUAGUGGUGGUGGCAGCUUUUAUCAUCUGCUGGACCCCCAUUCACAUCUUCAUUAUUGUCAAAACCCUGGUGGAGAUCGACCAGAGGAAUCCCUUUGUCAUUGCCAGCUGGCACCUGUGCAUCGCCCUUGGUUAUACCAACAGCAGUCUCAACCCCAUUCUUUAUGCCUUCCUAGAUGAGAAUUUCAAGCGGUGCUUCAGGGAGUUCUGCCUGCCAUUCCGUACCAGGAUGGAACAAAACAGCCUUUCCAGAACCAGGAAUGGCAACCGGGAACCAGCAUCAGUUUGUGCUCCAUCCCAGGCAGGAAGGACACCGGUAUGACUAGGCCUGGAACGGAUCCCAUCAGGAUCCCGCUCACGAGUCCAACAAGACCUGCAGUCAGAGGUCACUCAGAUUACCACCACUGAAUUUUAGAAAUGAAUUUAGUAUUGAAACGAGGAUGAAAUGAAUACACUUCAUAUACCAGAUAUAAAAGUUUCCAGAUAAUAAGAUUCGCAUACCAGAGUGAAUCCUAACUCUAACUAACUACUUAUUGCAUCAGGCAUGAAGUAAGAUACUCACUGUAUUCUCACAGUGUAUGUCAAAAGAGAUGAGCUCAAUGGAUUUGAUCAAUCAUAGACCAUCAGUGGAUUGGCUGUGCCAUAAAAUACAGAUCGAUUGAAUUUUUAUUUUGGAACAGACUUUAUCCUGAGGCCAACACACACAUCAUGCUCUAUCUUGCUGUAUGGAUUAUUUUGCACCGCCAACUAAAGACUGAAUAAAUCUGAAUGAGAUAAAGAAUUAUAUUUUCUGAAGAAACCCAAAACAUGAAGAAUGUGAAUAAGCUUGCAUCAUUAAGAAAACAUUUCAAAUACUUAAACAAAACACUUGAGAUGAAGAAACAAUGUCACUGUUUUCUUGGAGGCCAAAAAGGAAUAGUCUGUGAUAUGAACAGAGACAAUAUGUGCCAAUGCGACGUCAUCAUAUCUUUUUUUGUACUGACCCUAACACAUUCAUGCUCUGCAUUACCACUCAUUAAGACUGAAGACAACCUGAAGGUAUCACAACCUUAUAGUAACUAUUCAGUGUUUUUCAUCCUCAGAACCAUUACCUGGACUUUGUACAGCUCUACGGACUUGGUUACAACAUUCACUCUGACUGAAUCAGUAUAAUAUCAUGAACAAUUAUAUUUAGAAGGUAAAACAAUCCAGAAAUAAUGCAACAAAAUGGAAUAUGGUUGCAUUAGAUCAUUAGUGUUUUCCACUGAGGGCUGGUGUGGCUGUAGGUAUUGUUUUAUUUCAAGCAAGCAGGAGCCAAUCCUGAUUCUUCUUCUAGAAUUUGAGCUAUACAGUCAGUCCAAAGCACUAUGCCAAAGUAGUUGUAUGUCCAUAUUCUUACUAUUUAACAAAGAAUAGGUGAAAACUACAGAAUCUUCUACAGCCUCUGCAGUUUAAGAGAAAUGGAAAUUGCAUUAUAACCUAAGACAAUGGGACUGGUUCUGAAGAGAUAUAAGAGGUAUUAAACAUGGCUUCGUAACUUGUUGAAUGUUUAAGCUAGAUUAUGCCAUCAUAGAUCACAUGACAAUGCCGAUAUCGCAGAUGUAGGAUGUCUGGAUUGUGUUCAUACUACACAAAUAUACUGAUCAGUAUGUUUAAUGUUUCUAAGGCUGACCAGAAGGUAAUGAAUCAGAUGCAGUAUGUGCAUGUGUAUAUGUUAUAGUGUUAUAGUACAUGAUAUUGGACACAGGCUCCGUUUACAGAUCAAUUGAAGUCAGGCUCUGAAUAAGAAUUAGAAUAAAAGUGAAAUAAAAAUCUGCACUCACACCAGCCGAUUUUUGGAUUGUUUAUAGGAUCGGCCUUUCCUAAUCUAAAUCUAAAUCUAAUGGAAAAACAUUACAUAAAUUUGGUUAGAGGUUUGUAGCAAUUAUUUGAUAUUUAAAUAGGGCAGCGGCUCAUUAUGGCUCGAAUAAAUACCAUAAGCAAAACAAAACCUCUGUAGGAGUGUAGACAGUCACAUCCCAGUAGUGUAUUUAAGCAGUGCAGUAAGUAGUGCUUACAUCAGAAUAAAGGAACUUCCAUUGUAUAUAGUAUAGAGCAUAUUGUAUAUUACACUGUGAAUAUGUGCAAAUAGAUGCUUACAGAGUAACAAUCAUAGCGAGGUUGCUUUAGCGUUACACUCAGAGCAGUAGAUACCAAGCUCUCUGUGCUUCUACAGAAAUAUAUGUAAAGUGCCUAAAAAUCUGUAGUGAAAAUAUCUUUUUUUUUUGUUUCUUCUUUAUGAGCUGGAUGUUCUCAUUUGCUUGAAUGGAUGUUAAAUGCUUCUAGCACUGUUAUUUAUUUUUUAUUAUGUUUAUUUUUUCUGAAAUAACAUGUUUUGACAUCACAUGGUUGACACUGGUUGGAAUUUGCCCUAUCAGUUGUAAGAUAAAAUACAAACACUUCAAAAUAUUGUAUUUACUCCUUGACCCUAACGCUGAUCCAUGUCCGUAUACAUAGACACUUACAUUUAUGGCAUUUUGCAAACACUCUUAUCCAGAGCUCUCCAUGUUAGUUUACUUUCUAUGAGCUAACUUUCCAUGAUCUCGUCCUAGUUAUCAAAGAUAGCUACAAACAUGCAAAGGACAUAUUGAUUUGAUAUAACUGCCUACAAUUAUUAUAGUCUAUUCAUUGUCUGAGCACAUAACCUGUUGCUCAACAUAUUUUGAUCAGUAAGUGAUGCACUGCACAUCUCUGAAUUCUCAGGAUCUAUCCUAGCUUGAGUCUCAUGCUUUGUCAUGUAUAUAGUGUCUCGCAGCAUCAAAGUGACAAGACACUAUUUAUUUACAAUGAGAGCUGGAAACUUCCGGCGACAUAAAUGACAGCGAUCAUAGGCUACUUGAUGUGGUCAUGUCCAGUGACGCGACAAAGUUGAGGAAUCUUCAUGCAAAUUAUGAAGGGACUUGUCGAUGGAAGCCCAAGAGAGUGGAGCGCUAUGAUCUGUGACAGGGAGCAUGUUAUAUGAUGAAUUUUAUACACAAAAGCCAAAUAUCAUAAUACCAGAUACUUCACCCACUGAUAACUACCAAAACAACUAUGAAGUACAGCGCAGUACAGCACUGCUUGACUGGUCCCACCAUCUCAGGGUCGGAGUUCGGUAUACAGCAAGACCCUUAUCUGUUCUGGCACCAAGGUGGUGGACUGAACGUCCCCUAGAUGUCUGAAGAGCUGAGUCACUGGUAAUCUUCAAACCACGGGUGAAGACCGACCUCUUCCUGAAACACUUAAACUAAGGUCAUCAUAUACAGUAUCAUAUACAGUACAGUAUAUAUAAACCCUGAACAUAGUUUUAGGUUGAUGGUAUCCUAAGUCUGUUACCUAGUGAAUCAGUGUUAAUGUAUUUUAUUGAUUAUUGAGACUUUUGCACGUUGCUCUGGAUAAGGAUGUCUGCCAAAUGCCAUUAAUGUAAAUGUAAACAUAGCCUGUGGCUCAAUCUUUAGUCAGUCGAGCAAUGAUUGAUUGUAUUUAGAACUGCAGGAGCAGGAAAUUAAUUAGCAUUCUGCCAUGCUGUGUUUCCAGUAGCACACACUCAUAUGAUCACAAGCUGGGGAUAAACACAGAACUGAGUUAAACCUUGUUAAAAAAAAAGGAAGAAGACGAAUUCUGACACUUUACACACUUACUUUUUUUUUAAAACUUGUAUAUAUACAGUACUUUCUUUAAAAUAGUAUGAAUACAGUGUUUAGCAAGAUGGUUACCAUCUAUUCUUUGUUCCUUACUUCUAUUCGCAUUUGAUUCUUUUUCACUGCUGCAAAAUUGUUUUAAUGCAAAAUUGUGGAACUUAUAAUUGUGCCGCCUGAACUAGACUUAUGGUUUCAAUAUUGUACCCAAUUUGCUCUUUUCCUUCUAAGGUAUAUAACAAGUUUCUGUGCAACAUCCUGAGGCUAUUUAUUUAUUUAUUUUAUUUUAUUUAUUCUGUUUUCACAUUCGGUUCACCGUCCUAAACAGUUUUUUUAUGGACCUCGAAUCAUAAACAGGUGGUCUGUAAUUACUUAGUUGUUUUGAAAAUCACAAACCAGCAUUAUUACGCAUUAUAUUUAUUCCCGAGGUCCAUAUUCUACUUUUAUUUCAAACCUUUAUCAUGGAGAUUUAGACAAGGUUUUUGUUUUGACAUUAUUAUUUCUGUUAUAUAAUUCUCAGUCACGACAGAAUAUGCUCAUCAGAAAACUGAGCUUUCAGAUUAAACCCAACCAACUUAUACGGCCCCACUGUUGCUAUAGCAACUAGCAACACAACAGAGCAAAAUACUCAGCAUUAGCUUAAGUGUUUUUAAUAAACUUUCAAUGCUCAUGAAUACUGAAACUGACUGAAACUGGGUAUCUUAGAGGACAUCUUGUACAGUCAUGUAUAAUUAAUAAUGAGUGCU